Molecule: messenger RNA, 1981 nt
Organism: Salvia miltiorrhiza (redroot sage)
Lineage: Eukaryota; Viridiplantae; Streptophyta; Magnoliopsida; Lamiales; Lamiaceae
Exons: 7
Coding region: 80-1981 (633 amino acids)
Biological process (GO): regulation of gene expression
Cellular component (GO): cytoplasm
Molecular function (GO): mRNA binding
Source: RefSeq, a predicted model, not a curated record
AGCAAUUAUUAUUUUAUUCCUCUCCUCUGCGCUCUCACUCAUCAAGGGUUUUUGCUACUCUCCCCUUUUCGGCUUCAAAAUGGCGGACGAUGUGCUCUACGCCGCCGCCGCCGGCGAUUCCAACAAGCGCAAGUACGAGGAAUCACCGUCGCCGGUCGCGCGCAGGGCGACGGGAUUCUCGUCGACGCCGGACGCGGCGCCGCCGCCUUCGUUCAACAACGUUCCUCCCCCGAUGAACGAGAUCGAGCUGGCGAAGCAGAAGGCGCAGGAGAUCGCCGCGAGGCUCCUGAACAACUCCGAUCCGACGAAGAGAGCCAGAGUUGAGAAUGUGGGGAACGGUGGUAGAGGAUUCGAUUCGAGCGAUUAUAGUAGUCAGAAGUCUUCAGGUUAUGGUCUUAGUGGUCCACCACAAGCUGCGUCCUCAGGUUAUCCUGGUCCAAGCAAAAGGAUUGAGAUACCAAAUGGGAGGGUGGGUGUGAUAAUCGGCAAAGGUGGGGAGACUAUCAAAUACCUUCAGCUUCAGUCGGGAGCUAAGAUUCAGGUCACUAGGGACGUGGAUGCAGACCCUAAUUCUGCUACAAGAGGGGUUGAUCUCAUGGGUACUCCUGAUCAGAUAGCCAAAGCCGAGCAGCUUAUCCAAGAUGUUCUUUCUGAGGCUGAGACUGGUGGCUCUGGCUCAACUUCUCGGCGCGUAGGUGGUCAAUCAUCUGGAGCUGAGCAGUUUGUAAUGAAGAUUCCCAACAACAAGGUGGGUCUUGUCAUUGGUAAAGGAGGUGAAACCAUUAAAAGCAUGCAAGCAAGGACUGGGGCUCGUAUUCAGGUUAUACCUCUCCAUUUGCCACCUGGCGAUACGUCACAGGAGAGGACUGUACAAAUUGAUGGAACUAGUGAGCAGAUUGAGGCUGCUAAACUAAUAGUUGAUGAAGUCAUCAGUGAGAAUCGUAAUAGAAAUUCAUCAAUGUCCGGAGGAUAUGCUCAGCAAGGAUAUCAAGCUCGACCUCCUUCUAACUGGGGGCAGCCCGGCGCACCUAUGCAGCAACCUGGUUAUAGCUACCCACAAGCUGGUGGAUACCCUGGUCAACCACCGCAAUACAACAUGAAUCAGCCUCCUUACUCUGGUUAUCCUCAGCAAUCCACCUCUAGUGGAUACCCGACUGGCUGGGACCAGUCGACUGCUUCCCAAACUCAGCAAGCCCCUCAAGGAGCGGGCUAUGAUUACUACAACCAGCAGCAGCCACAGCAACAACCUGCCCAAGGGGGUCCAGCUGCUCCCACUGAUGCUUCUGGAUACGGUUACGGGGCAUAUGGCCAGGCUGCAGCCUACAGUCAAGGACAGGGUUACGGCCAAUAUGGCUAUGGUAGUUAUCCAACAGGUGCAGCUGCAGCCGGUUACAGCCAGCCGCAGCAGAACCCUGCUGCAGGAUACGAGAACCAGCAGCAAGGAUACAAUUCUAAAAGUAGCAAUGCCUCUAACCCGACAGCCGAUGGGCACACUGCAUCGUACGGAGCACAGGAGGAAGCCAAUCAAGCGCCUGCAUCUGGACAGUCGUACAAUGCCGGAGGUCAACCCGCCGCUAAUCCCAACUACCCACCUCAAGCUUCCAACCAGCCGGGUUACGGAGGUGGUUACGGUGCCCAGACAACGCCCCCCAACUAUGCACCUCCUCAGGCACAAAAACCACCGGGCAGCCAGGCUGCCUAUGCACAGCCGCAGCAGUCACCUAGCUCUCAAGGUGCUGGUUACGCGCAGGCCGGGUAUCCUCAAUCGCAGCCUCCAGCACAUGCCGGCUAUGCUCAGACUGCAGCUUACCCGACAUCCCAGCCGGGGUAUGGAGCUCCACCAUACGCAGCAGCAACAGCUACCCAACCUGGCUACGGGCAACAGCAGGCCGCAGCGUACAACAGUUCUUACGGUGGCGCCGCUGGAUAUUCCCAACCUCCAGCUUACCCUUCCGCUGACGGCUCAGCCAUAGUGAUGUGA